Molecule: messenger RNA, 1232 nt
Organism: Raphanus sativus (radish)
Lineage: Eukaryota; Viridiplantae; Streptophyta; Magnoliopsida; Brassicales; Brassicaceae
Product: zinc finger protein 3-like
Exons: 1
Coding region: 357-1100 (247 amino acids)
Biological process (GO): negative regulation of abscisic acid-activated signaling pathway
Source: RefSeq, a predicted model, not a curated record
AUCAUGGCCAAGGACUAAAGGAGUUGCCUUAACCUGAUGACCUGUCAUAAGGAGUGGGUUAUUAAUAAGCUAGCUUUUAAGUGUUUUGUGAAAAGUGUGUGAUAGCAAACCAAACCAACCUAUAAGCUCUCAGUACAUAGUACUUAAUUUGGUCCAUUACUUGUUAUUACAAAAAUAUCUAAGAAAAUGUUUUACUAUUAGGGCAUUGUUUUCUUUGUCUAUUCCUUUCUAAUACCAUCUACUUCUGCUCCUGUUUACAGUUACAAGCUUCUUUCAUAGCUAUUAAUAAUAGAAAGAGAGUGAAGAAAUCAUCAACUUGGAAAAGAAAGAAAUAAUAUGUUCUCUUUUUAGCCCUCAUGGACACUUCCAUGGAGAAGCAACUGCCAUCAGAUCCCUCUUGCAUGGCUUCCUCUACAGCUUUUCCAUGUCAAGAUUCUCUAAACGAGAGCCAAGAACAGACUUUUAAGAAUGAAGAAACAGACGUUAAUGAUUCUACUCAAGAACUCAAUCUCCUCGACUGCAUAGACACGAGUAUCAAUGUUAACCAGAGUUGUAACGGGUCGACUACACCCACGGAACACAAACUAUUCUCAUGCAACUACUGUCAAAGAUCUUUCUAUAGCUCACAAGCACUUGGUGGUCACCAAAACGCACACAAGAGAGAGAGGACGUUGGCAAAGAGAGCACAACGAAUGGCAGCAUCAGCCUCGGCUUUUGGACAUCCUUACGGUUUCUCUCCAGUUCCUUUCCAUGGACAAUACACCAACAGGUCUUUGGGGAUUCAAGCGCACUCGAUGAUUCACAAUAUAAGUUCAUAUAACGGGUUUGGUGGUGAGUAUGGUCAUAUCAACUGGUCAAGACUACCACUAGAUCAACAACCAGCAAUAGGAAAACUUUCUUCAAUGGAUCAUUUUCAUACUCAUCAGCAGCAGCAGCAGAUGAUGAUGAUGGAUCCUUCAAUGACUUCACGGUCCAAUAACAUGGGUAGAUCACCGAGCAACAUAGGAAGGAUUCUAGUAGGGUCACCGACUCUUGAGCAAUGGCGAGGAGACACAAAUCAGGAAGAGAAACAGAAGCUUGACUUAUCCCUCAAGCUCUAAGAUUAUGUUUCUCCAUUCUUGCAUUUAGUAUAUUUUACUGUAUUUUCACGUGAUUAAUAUCAAUUAGUACUUACUCUUAUGUGUAUAUGUUUCUGUCUGGAAAAAAAAUCUAAUGUACAUUUUUCACGUAUC